Messenger RNA from Pteronotus mesoamericanus, 1662 nucleotides. RefSeq names its product hydroxy-delta-5-steroid dehydrogenase, 3 beta- and steroid delta-isomerase 7 (gene HSD3B7). The record is from RefSeq and is a predicted model, not a curated record. Gene Ontology annotation, biological process: steroid biosynthetic process. The transcript is spliced from 7 exons. Lineage: Eukaryota; Metazoa; Chordata; Mammalia; Chiroptera; Mormoopidae. Bases 123 to 1232 code for a protein of 369 amino acids. Gene Ontology annotation, molecular function: 3-beta-hydroxy-Delta5-steroid dehydrogenase (NAD+) activity.
GUGGGAGGCAAGGAGUGGAGGUUGGGCUAGUCUGUUCCUGGAAUGGGCAGGAGGAGGGACGAGCGGAAGGGGAAAACGGAGUGCCGCUGGACAGAAACGAGAGAAGACCAGCUCCUCUGGACAUGGCAGACUCUGCACAGGCCCAGAAGCUGGUAUACCUGGUCACAGGUGGCUGUGGCUUCCUGGGGGAGCAUGUGGUUCGAAUGCUGCUGCAGCGGGAACCCCGGCUCCAUGAGCUGCGGAUCUUUGACCUGCACCUGGGUUCCUGGCUGGAAGAGCUGAAGACAGGGCCAGUGCAAGUGACUGCCAUCCAGGGGGAUGUGACCCAGGCCCACGAGGUGGCAGCGGCUGUGGCUGGAGCCCAUGUGGUCAUCCACACAGCGGGGCUGGUAGACGUGUUUGGGAGGGCCAGUCCCGAGACCAUCCAUGAGGUCAACGUGCAGGGCACGCAGAAUGUGAUUGAGGCUUGUGUGCAGACUGGAACACAGUUCCUGGUCUACACGAGCAGCAUGGAAGUUGUGGGGCCCAACAUCAAAGGCCACCCCUUCUACAGGGGCAAUGAGGACACCCCGUAUGAAGCAGUACACAGACACCCCUAUCCUUGCAGCAAGGCCCUAGCUGAGCAGCUGGUUCUGGAAGCCAAUGGAAGGAAGGUCCGUGGGGGUCUGCCCUUGGUGACAUGUGCUCUGCGCCCCACCGGCAUCUAUGGUGAAGGCCACCAGAUCAUGAGGGACAUCUACCACCAGGGCCUGCGCCUAGGAGGCCGGCUCUUCCGGGCUAUCCCAGCCUCUGUGGAGCAUGGACGGGUCUAUGUAGGCAACGUGGCCUGGAUGCACGUGCUGGUGGCCCGGGAGCUGGAGCAGCGAGCAGCACUAAUGGGUGGCCAGGUGUACUUCUGCUACGACGAAUCACCCUACAAGAGCUAUGAGGACUUCAACAUGGAGUUCCUGGGCCCCUGCGGAUUGCGGUUGGUGGGCACCCGCCCACUGUUGCCCUACUGGCUACUGAUGCUUCUGGCUGUCCUCAACGCCCUGCUGCAGUGGCUGCUGCGACCCCUGCUGCUCUAUGCACCUUUGCUCAACCCCUACACGCUGGCUAUGGCCAACACCACCUUCACUGUCAGCACCAACAAGGCUCAGUGCCAUUUUGGCUACGAGCCCCUGUUCUCAUGGGAGGAGAGCCGGACCCGCACCAUCCGCUGGAUGCGGGCCAUGGAUAGUUCGGCCCAGUGACGGUGGAGCUGGGGCCUGGAGCCCAGCACAGCACAUCCAUCCAGGCCCACAGCCCACAAGCCCUGGCUGAGGAGGGAAGGCUGCAUUCUAGAGCUCGAGUGUCCAGUGCCAGACUGGCUGUCCUAGAGCUCUCCACAUGUGAAAUCCAUGAGCCUUACAUCUGUGUCCUGAUGCCUCUAAGUUCUAGGGAAGGAACAUCUUCACUCUCAAGCCAGGUCUGACGGCGGAUUGGCAAGGGUCUGAUUUCCCUGAUGUUCUCAUCUGCCAUCCCAUUAUUGGCUUUUCAAGCAGGAAGUGGGUACAAGUUCCACAGGCCCCACGCUGGGCUUCUGAUGUCCAAGCAUGAUCCUGUAUUCUGAGUGAAGAGGCUUUCUGACUCUUCCUACCCCCUUUGUGACUCCUUGAGGGUCAUACUCCCAUUAUUUUAAAA